Molecule: messenger RNA, 1566 nt
Organism: Dunckerocampus dactyliophorus (ringed pipefish)
Lineage: Eukaryota; Metazoa; Chordata; Actinopteri; Syngnathiformes; Syngnathidae
Gene: apobec2b
Product: apolipoprotein B mRNA editing enzyme, catalytic polypeptide-like 2b
Exons: 4
Coding region: 1-879 (292 amino acids)
Biological process (GO): cytidine to uridine editing
Cellular component (GO): cytoplasm; nucleus
Molecular function (GO): RNA binding; cytidine deaminase activity
Source: RefSeq, a predicted model, not a curated record
AUGCACUUGGGUUAUCACUCCACUUGCACCCACUCUCUCUCCCUCUCUCCUCAUCCAACACUCACUUGCUGCUACAAAAUCAUGGCAGACAGAAACAGCCGGGUCAGUGUUAAGCGGAAGGAGAAGAAAACGGAAAACAAACCCACUGAUGAGAAGGAGAAAGAAAAGACAAAAGGUGGGAAAAAGCAGCAGGACAAAGUUGUGAAAGAGCCAGAGAAAGCUCCUGCUCUGGUGGAAGAGGAGAAGAGGAAUGGGGAAGCUGGAGGGGCAGCAGGCGAAGAGGUGAAGAAAAGCGAUGGAAACGGAGAGUUCGUGCCUUUCGAACUGCCGCCGUUUGAGAUCGUCACAGGGGAACAGAUGAGCCCGUUCUACUUCAAGUUCCAGUUCAGGAAUGUGGAGUACUCAUCCGGGAGGAACAAGACCCUGCUGUGCUACAGAGUGGACACGCCAGGAGGCACCACAGAGCCUUUGAAAGGUUAUCUGGAGGAUGAACAUGCCACAGCUCACGCCGAAGAGGCUUUCUUUCAGCAAGUGCUCCCUAACAGUAACACCUCCCAGGAAUAUGAUGUCACAUGGUACAUGUCUUCUAGUCCCUGUGUGGCUUGUUCUGCUAAGCUGGCCAACGUCCUCCAGCAGCGCAAAAAGGUCCGUCUGUGUAUAUUUUGCUCCCGCCUCUUUGAGUGGGAAGAGCCAGAGAUAGUAGAGGGCCUCAAGGCCUUGGUGAACGCUGGCUGCAAAGUGAGGAUGAUGAAGCCCUCUGACUUCCUGCAUGUUUGGGAGACCUACGUGGAGAAGGAGGACCAGACCUUUACACCCUGGGAGGACUGUCAGGAAAACUACAACUAUUAUGUGGAGAAACUGGCUGAUAUCCUCAAGUAGAUGUUCGCGUGUAGACAAGAUUUAUCCACAACUGAAAUAUGUGCAGGUUGAACAUGAAUUUCCGACUGUCACAUCUGAAUGUGCAAACAAUGUCAAGUUACAAUGAACAAUUGCAGUAACAUAUUUUUUUAUUUCAUUGAUGAUUUCAUUGGAAAAAACAGAACGUUUUGUUCGAGCCUGUUGAUUUUUUUCUACGAUGGAGUUAUUUGUCACAUAUCAAUAGGUCAACAAACUGCUGUUGGAAUUACAUUAACAGACCAUUGGAAAUUUAUCAGAUGUACUCUACUGCCAUCUGGGGUUUGUAUGGGGAAUUGUGCAUACACUGACAGCCGUUAGUUUAUGUUUAAAAAAAAAAUACACUGUAUUAUAAAAUAUUCUAAUCCUGCCUAUCAAAUUCUCAGGGCAUUGAAUUGAUCGCAACCCGGUUGUCUUAGAAGACAUCCGAGCAGGCUUCAUCAGUUCCUGCUCAACGACGAGGUAGGACAGCUCUAGUAUGACUAGAUAGGAAAGCGCUAAUCUUUCUAACACAGCCUGAACAGUCCAGUUGUGACCGACUCAGUGCCCUGAGAAUACAAUGACCUGGCUGAAUGAGAAUAUUUCCAGGCAUGUACCUAACAAGUGAAUUCAUCAAUGCAGUAUUGUUAUUUUUCAAUAAAAAAGAACAUACAAUUUUACAAUUCUAAGAAA